GUAGCGUGUUUCCCUGUCAAUGUGCGCUGUACUGUAUUUGGUGAUGUACAGUCAGUGAGUAGGUGCACAGCUCACACCCUCAGUUAUGGUAUCCACGGACAUUCAUGACCACCACCACGAACCUGUCCAUGAGGAUGGCAUUGUGCCGCUCAAAUCCGUCAGCAACGGGGACCUGCAGGUGUGUCUGGCGGAGGUUAUCCCGGGCACUGAACCGGAGGAGCGGCAGGCCAUGCUGCCCGGGCAGGAUGUACCAGCAAAGCUGGAGACCAAGCUUUACUGGCGCCGCUUCGUAAUCCUCGGCGUAUUUAGCCUGUACUCUCUGGUCAAUGCCUUCCAGUGGAUCCAGUACAGCAUCAUCACCAGCAUCUUCACCCGCUACUACAACGUGACCAGCGAAAAGAUAGACUGGCUCUCUGUGGUGUAUAUGGUGGCUUACGUGCCCCUUAUCUUCCCUGCCACCUGGCUGCUGGACAAGAAGGGGCUGCGGGUAACUGCGCUGCUGGGCGCUGGCCUCAACUGCCUGGGGGCAUGGAUUAAGUGUGCCAGUGUGCGGCCGGAUCUCUUCGGGGUUACCAUGUUCGCCCAGACUGUGUGCUCGGUAGCCCAGGUGUUUAUCCUCGGUUUACCAUCCCAUGUGGCCUCGGUGUGGUUUGGACCAAAGGAGGUGUCUACUGCAUGUGCCACGGCUGUGCUGGGAAAUCAGUUAGGAUGUGCAGUCGGCUUUCUCUUACCACCAGUAUUGGUCCCAAAAAUAGACGAUCUGGAGAUUACCGGACACCACAUAAGCAUUAUGUUUUAUGGUACGGCUGCCGUGUCAACCCUUCUGUUCAUACUUACUGUUGCAGUUUUCAAAGAGAAACCGAAGAUCCCUCCCAGUCAGUCUCAAGCUGUUCUGCAGGACAACUCUGCUGAGACGUACUCCUACAAAUCCUCCAUAAUAAACCUCUUUAGGAAUGUUCCUUUUGUGCUUCUUCUGGUUAGUUAUGGUGUCAUGACUGGAUCAUUCUAUUCUGUUUCCACGCUGCUAAAUCAAAUGAUUACACAUCAUUAUCCGGGAGAAGAGGUAAAUGCUGGGAGGAUUGGACUGACAUUAGUGGUGGCCGGAAUGGUUGGUUCCAUUAUCUGUGGAUUCUGGCUGGAUUACACUAAAACAUACAAACAAACCACUUUGAUUGUUUACAUUCUGUCCUUCAUUGGAAUGCUGGUUUUCACCUUCACGCUUGAUCUUGAAAACCUUGUUGUGGUGUUUGUGACAGGAGGAAUUCUAGGUUUCUUUAUGACGGGCUAUCUCCCUUUGGGAUUUGAGUUUGCUGUGGAAAUUACAUAUCCAGAAUCAGAAGGAACUUCUUCAGGACUUCUAAACGCCUCUGCGCAGAUAUUUGGGAUUUUAUUCACUUUAGCUCAAGGGAAGCUGACGACAGAUUACAAUCCUCGUGCAGGAAACAUCUUUCUCUGCUCCUGGAUGUUUUUAGGAAUCAUUUUAACAGCCCUAAUCAAAUCUGACCUUAAGAGGCACAAUGUCAAUGCUGGAAUUGUUAAGUCAGACGUAAAGGCUGUACCAGCUGAAAGCCUGUCAGGCCCAAUACAAAGUAUCAUCUCAACAACACAGACAACAUCCAUGAUCUGAGGGUAAAUGGAUGUACAUUAGAGGCACUGAAAAUACCAAUAUGAUGGCAUCGCUAAGGCUG
This is a messenger RNA of Bombina bombina (fire-bellied toad), 1688 nucleotides long. RefSeq names its product FLVCR heme transporter 1 (gene FLVCR1). The transcript has 10 exons. The record is from RefSeq and is a predicted model, not a curated record. Gene Ontology annotation, molecular function: heme transmembrane transporter activity; heme binding. Lineage: Eukaryota; Metazoa; Chordata; Amphibia; Anura; Bombinatoridae. Gene Ontology annotation, biological process: erythrocyte differentiation; transmembrane transport; mitochondrial transport. The coding region runs from base 86 to 1627 and encodes 513 amino acids. Gene Ontology annotation, cellular component: mitochondrion; membrane.